GACAUAACAAUACCGAUACCGCUCUUCUGUACAUGUGCCCUUUCCACGAACUUUUCUGUUGUUUACAGCUCAAGUCCUCAGCGACGUCGGCUCCACCAGCAACAGAGAUGAAUGGGGACUCUGGUAAACAUGUAAAUGGGGAUGCUUCCUCUCAGGAACGGGUUGCCAUUUUGGAUGCAGGGGCCCAGUAUGGAAAGGUGAUUGACAGAAAAGUGAGAGAACUCAAAGUUGAGUGCGACAUCUUACCCCUUGACACACCAGCCUUCACCAUCAAAGAAAAAGGCUACAGAGCCAUCAUAAUCUCUGGUGGGCCAAGCUCUGUCAAUGACCCUACAGCUCCUCAGUAUGAUCCCGAUAUCUUCAAGUGUGGCUUACCUGUUCUGGGAAUUUGCUAUGGCCUUCAGAUGUUAAACAAAGAGUUCAAUGGGAAGGUUACGAAAACAGAUGCUCGUGAAGACGGUCAGUUUGACAUUACAGUGGACACCAGCUGUACCCUGUUCAGGAAGCUGGGGGAGAAACAAACUGUGCUGCUGACCCACGGAGACAGCAUCACGCAAGUCGCAGACGGCUUCAAGGCCGUCGCUCACUCUGGGAACUUCAUAGCAGGUAUCGCGAACGAGAAGAGCCGUCUGUAUGGCGUGCAGUUUCACCCGGAGGUGGACCUCACGGAGAAUGGCCAGCAAAUGUUCAAGAAUUUCUUGUUUGACGUUGCCCAGUGCUGCGGGAACUACACCAUGACCAGCCGGGAGAAGGCGUGUGUCACGUACAUCAAGGAGACCGUCAAAGACCACAAAGUAUUAAUGCUGUUAAGUGGAGGCGUGGACUCGACUGUGUGUGCUGCUCUACUUCACAAAGCUCUGAAUGAGGAUCAGGUGAUUGCUGUGCACAUCGACAACGGUUUUAUGCGGAAGAAGGAGAGCGAAGAAGUGGAGAAGUCUCUCAACAACUUGGGCCUCAAAGUCAGAGUCGUCCGCGGGUCUCAUACGUUUUACAAUGCAACAACAACGGUGCCGAUUGAGGGAAGCGACAACGCCUCCAGAAAGAGAAAAACUAACACACUGAACACAACAACACAUCCCGAGGAUAAGAGAAAAAUAAUUGGGGACACUUUUAUGAAGAUUGCAAAUGAAGUUGUGGAUGAGUUGAACUUGAAACCAGAGGAUGUCUAUUUAGGACAAGGCACGUUAAGACCAGAUCUUAUUGAGAGUGCGUCUGCUAUGGCCAGUGGGAAGGCAGACGCGAUCAAGACACACCACAACGACACAGACCUGGUCAGAGAACUCAGGGCACAGGGCCGUGUGGUGGAGCCCCUGAAGGACUUCCACAAAGACGAGGUGCGGCAAAUCGGGAAAGAUCUCGGGCUGCCGGAGGAGCUGGUGCACAGACAUCCUUUCCCUGGUCCAGGUUUAGCAAUCCGGGUGAUAUGUGCGGAAGAGCCAUUCAUGUGUAAGAACUUCGCUGAAAACUGUGUGGUGCUCCGGAUCAUCACAACGUUUGCCACAUCUUCCAAAACUCCUCACUCACUGUUGAAUCGUAUCAAGAGCGGCUCAUCCCCCGAGGAGCAGGAGGAGCUGGUGCGGAUCACCUCCAAGACCACACUCCACUCGCUGCUGCUGCCCAUCAAGAGUGUCGGCGUACAGGGAGACUGUCGGACAUACAGCUACGUGGCUGCGUUGUCCAGCGAGGAAGAUCCGAAUUGGGAAGACAUGAUGCUGCUGGCGAAGAUCAUCCCUCGGGUGUGUCACAAUAUCAACAGGGUGGUGUAUGUGUUUGGUGGGCCGGUGCUGUUCCCCGUGGAGGACGUGACCCCGACCUUCCUGACCACCGGGGUCCUGGCCACUCUGCGACAGGCCGACCACAACGCCUCCCGCACGCUGGCCCAGGCCGGCCUGAUGAACACUAUCUCUCAGAUGCCCGUGGUGCUGAUUCCGAUCCACUUUGACCGAGAUCCCAGCAUGCAUCUGCCGUCAUGCCAGCGGUCGGUGGUGAUCCGAACCUUCAUCACCAACGACUUCAUGACGGGGGUCCCCGCCACGCCGGGCAAACACCUCCCCACCAAGGUGGUGAGUCAGAUGGUGGAGAACAUCCUGCAGGUGCCCGGGAUCUCCAGGGUCAUGUUUGACCUGACUGCGAAACCGCCAGGCACCACCGAGUGGGAGUGAUUUGGAGUGAGAGAGAUGGAGGGGGGAGAGAACUCUGUUGACCUCUCAGCCUCGGUGACUGGUUGCGUCCCAAAUUAAUCUCCACUGACUGGCUAGCUGGUGUGGCUUUUGUUUCAAAAAGUCGCAGCUGGUGUGAAAUCCUUUGGAAGGAACGAGAUAUUCAGGGCAUUCUUGCGACAUAUCGGAAGAAUAAGGUCCACCCUUUUUUUGUGUGUGUGUUUUAAUCCCAUUGCCCAGGUCAGUUUGCGACACCUCAAUAAGAAUGAGGAGUGGGAAUGUUCUAUAAAUAGUUUAGAUUCUCUGUUGGCUAACUUCUUCUCGCAUCGUGUAAAUUGGAGAAGAUUGGGGGGAGCGUGUGGAAUAUUUUUUUAAAAACCAGCAACACGUUGGCGGGUUUUCUGGUGUUGUUUGCUCCUUUUUCUCGAUAAAACAUCUAUUUUCCUUAUUAAAUCUCUCCUCCUUUUCUUUGUUACUUUCUUGCGACACCUCUAAUCUUCAGCAUUUACAUAGCCUAUUUGUAUUACAAGUGUCGUAAAACUUGUACUAAUACUAAAAACAAGUUGCACCUUAAGGAUGUAUGGCCAUCGUUAUGGUGGAGACAUUUGUACAAUCAGUACGACGGAUACAUUCUGUUGGUGGUGGUCGGUGCUGGGGUGAGGGUGAGAACUGCCGGGAUAGGGGGAUGUGAAAAGUGCUUGUGGAUGAUGCCCUGACCCAGGGUGAGAAAGGCAAUGAUGGUGAUGAUUAUGAUGGAUUUAUAGUAUAGCUGCGACUUUUCCGCUAAAUAGCGGAAACUCCACUCCAUUUAUCUUUUCCGGCAACUUUCCUCCUUCCUCCGCUGGACCGCUCUUGGUCGCAAAUUGCGAUGCUUUUUUUUAACACACGGAAAACACCAAACCGAGAGUGAGACGAAAACUCGGCUUGCCCUCAUCUGCCUGUAGCUUCCUACUUCCGAUCUGUGCCUAGCACUAGUUUCACAUUGUUUAUUGUGGAGCGACUGUAUCGGUCGAGCAUCGGGGCGAUGACGCGCUGGGUUGUCAUUGAUAACGGCGGAAAUUCGAGAGAAAUUGAUGCAGAAUACAAAAAUAAAUGGAGGUGGAUUGAGAAAAAAGCAGAAGUGUGCAUUUUUUGAAAAUUGAACAAGCUGGGUGCUGCACUUUGCGUUUGGUGCGAUAAAAAAAAUCUCAAGUACAGUGGCAAAGGUGUUGCCUCCUUAAUCCGAUACUGCUCUACAUCGUUGCACAAGACUAAAGUGAAAGAAAUAUUAUUAUGAGACACUAGCUGGCAACAAACACUGGAUUUUUAGUCACCAAACUGGGUCAAAUGCUUACUUUGUCAACUUAAAAGAUUGGGGGGGGGGGUUCAAAUACAUUUUUAUUCAGUAUGGUUAACAAAUAUGACACUUUUCCCUUCCAAAGACAAAAGGUCUAAUAUAUUGCCUCUGGAUUUCACUGGUUUUAUUCCGGCCUUCGGAGAGCAUGGGUGCGCCUUUACAUGAAUUUUCUCCUUUUUUGAAAUUCCGGAGUGGCAGUUAGGUAUAUCACUAUCCCAUCAGUUAGGUUCUUGCUGUCAAAUGUGAAUUGAUAGGCUUUGUCUUGAGGUAAAGGAGACUGUUUGAUGUUGGAGUAGGGAUAUUAGAUCAUUGUUCCUUGGAUUUAGACUUUCCAAAAUAAACAAGUGGGUGGUUGGCGGGUGCUCUGGUGUGGUUUGCUACUUCUUUUCUAUUGAGCAUCUGUGGUCCUUAUCUCUCCUCCUUUUCUUUGUACGUUACUCUCUAGUAACAACCUCUUUGGCACUUAUAUUAUUUGACCUAUUUGUGUUGCAAGUGACUUGAAAAUUCACUAGCUUGGUGCUAUUGAAAGGAAGGUAAUAGGGUACAGAGAUCAUUUGUAUUGUGGAGCUGGCUGGAAAUGCUGUUUCAGGACCCAGAUCUGCAGGUUUUGUCUUUACAAAUGUUCCUGAUUGCCACUUGGUGGACUAGUGUUUUAUUUUGCUGUGAGUUUUGCCCUUCCUUGAGGAAACGUUGCUCCUGCUGUGCUGUUUGUUUGUUUGGUUUUUUUCUUGUUCAACAUCUGAAAGUGUAGAUGUGGCUGAGGUCAGGUUACCCCAUUCGUUCAUCGUCCGUCUACAGGGAAAGGCGUAUUCGUGUUUUUCAUCAUUGGCGGGUGGCUGGAGGGCGCCACUGGUAGGUCCUACUUCUUUUCUGUCUGUAUGUACGUCUCUUCUCUCAAACUCAAACCUGUUGUUGGACUCAGGGACUGCUGCCCAUGUAUCUGUCGAGUUUGUCAUCAUGUUUGUUGUUGGGUUUUUUCUCUUGUCAAGUAGCCACAGGUGAAUAAAUUGGGUUAUGAUUUCAUGUUUGUUUGUGCGUUGCGUUGCUGGCUUACUGGUUCGCCUCUCCGAGUCUCAACAUUAUUAAGGUCAUGGUUUCAAAUAUCGUCAGGGGCUUGAUGUUUUGUCCUUGGGGAAAAGGCGCUUGACAUGAAUUUUCCUCACUUCACCACCGAGGCAGGAAUUGGUACAUAAUGGCUAUAGACGGCAAAAAAUUUGUCAUUUUGUUUUAGCUCAUGUAAUCUGCAGCUUGCACUGUAUGCUUUCCUGGAAGCCAAAAAUGCUUCUGAAUGUUUCCGGGUCUGCUCGGGUAAUUAUGUUGUGAGGUGCAUAGAGCGUGCUGGAAGGAGUGGAUAUGCACAAUAUAAAUGCAAUUAUUAUUAUUAUUAUUAUUAGCAUAGAUAUUAUAGAAUUAUUUUCAUCCAGUGACCUCGACUCGUAUGAACUUGCAUGAAAUUAUGACUUUGUUGUUGGGUUUGGGUUUUUAGGGUUUUUGGUUUUUUAGUUGAAAUUUGUAUUUUCUGUAGUCAUGCAGUUUUGUAUAAUAUACUUUUACAAUUUUAAUGAUAUUGAUUGGAAAAUAUAUAUAUAUAAUAUAUAUAUUUAAAAAGCCACAUUUGCCGGUGGUCAACUCCUGAAUCCUCUGACUUGUGUUUGGGAAAAUUACAACAUCUUAAAAUUUUUGCAUUGCAUUUCAUGGCCCCCAGUCUUAAAAGUGAAAAAAUCCUGUCUGGUGAAAUACUUCAUUGGGGACCUUUGAUUGUGUGAAAGUUGAUUAUAUGACCACAGAUCUUCCAACCCUCCAACCCCUCUGUGACCAAAGAGGACUUCCCUUCAGAAUCCUCCUUAAAAAUCAGAGUUGGGGGUGUCAGAUUACAUGACGAACCAGUUAAGGCAAAUUAACGUAGUGUGUGACUGAUGGAAACAUUUAUGGAAAUAAAUGGAAAAUUUUAUGCAAAUCUGAUUGCGGUUCUUCUGUGAGAAGCAAAAUAAAAUUGUAGGGCUGGGAUUUUGUCCGAGAACUUGUCCGGGCUGCUCUAAAAGAAGAGAUGUAACAUUGAAUGUGAACAGUUUUAGAAGACAGGUCAGCGGGAAAGAGUCACAUUUCUCUGCUUUGCAUCGGAUGUAUCUGUCUGUUUUCUUGCUUUCUUCCGGCUGUAAAUUUCUUAUGAACCCGAUGCCAUUUCGUAUAAAGGACAGCUUUGGGAGGUUGGCAGGUGCUGCUGGUGGAUCACAUUUCUCUCUCUCUCAUGAUUAUCUUCUCAUAUUUUCUGUCACUUUGUCUUAUUCAUGCUCAAAAUGAAAUGAAAUGACUCAAUGUUUUGGCGUUUAUGAACCCUGAUUCAUUAUGUUCACAGUUACAGCUGAUGCAUAUAUUGCCCCUCCCCAAUCCCUUGCCUCGUUUAAAUUUUUGAUUGUUUGUGAUCCAGUCAAUUAGCAUUUGCCGCUACUCAGCGACUGACUUUUCCUUUACAGAAGAGUGAAGAGUUGGGUCGUGGUUCUCUGAAGUUAGCUGAAAUCUUGGCGUACAUGUAGAUCGGCUGCGGAGCGUAAGACCUCGCCUAACGACUAUACGCCAUUUUGAAAAGUGACACCUGGUGUUGUCUUACUCUGAGCACUCGAUAUGCUGUUGGUUUUUUUUUAACAUGCGUGCAUUAUGUCCUUAUUGUAAUUAAAUCUCUGGUGUACCUUCCCCAAUGAUUUACUUAGGGAGAGACCUAUCUGAAGUCUUGCUGUACACAAUUUGUUCUUGAGAUUAUUGUCUUGUUGGAAUGCCAGUGUCGCGUCGCUCCUGUACUGUACUGUAACUGACCUGUUUCUGUAAGUUGAGCCUACCAAAUAUGUACUUGAAAGUGUGCCAUUAAAAUGUCAGGUGAAAAUUUU
Aplysia californica (California sea hare) is the source of this 6377-nucleotide messenger RNA. RefSeq names its product GMP synthase [glutamine-hydrolyzing]. The transcript is spliced from 18 exons. The coding region runs from base 33 to 2162 and encodes 709 amino acids. Gene Ontology annotation, biological process: GMP biosynthetic process. Gene Ontology annotation, molecular function: GMP synthase activity; GMP synthase (glutamine-hydrolyzing) activity; ATP binding. NCBI's taxonomy places the organism in Eukaryota, Metazoa, Mollusca, Gastropoda, Aplysiida, Aplysiidae. Gene Ontology annotation, cellular component: cytosol. The record is from RefSeq and is a predicted model, not a curated record.